AUGUCUUUAGGUAUUAACAGACAUGACAUAGGGCGGAAGACACAUCGAGGUAUGAAGGGGGGCCGUGAUCCUUUUAAUAACAACCUCAAACUUGGUAUGUUGAAUUGCCGUUCUGUUCGUAAUAAAUCUACCUUAUUAGAGGAAUUUAUUAUUGACCGUAGUUUAGAUUUUACAUGUGUUUGCGAAACUUGGCUAACUGCAUCAGACGAUGCAGUGAUUGCUGAUCUUUGCCCUCGUGGUUAUCUGUUCAAGCACCAUCCCAGAGCUGCUAAACGUGGCGGCGGGGUCGGCUUUCUCUACAGGGACAGUCUCCACGUCGAUAUUAGUCCAACAGGCAAAUUCGAAACAUUUGAAUCAAUGUCUGGAACUGUAUCUGGCGGCUCUACACAGGUUGACAUUAUAGUCAUAUACAGACCACCAGGAUACCAGUCUUUCACUCAGUUUCUUAUCGACUUCUCUGCGCUUCUUGAUGAGAGGUUGUGCAAACCAUACCCACUUUUGAUCACCGGAGAUUUAAACAUCCAUCUAGAUAACACUUCAUCCCAGCAUACACUCAGGUUUGUGGACCUUAUUAACAGUCAUGGCCUAUCCCAAUUGGUUACAUCUCCGACUCACGACAAAGGUCACAUUCUGGACGUCGUUCUGGUGCGCAAUUCAGACAAUUUGUCAAUUUCGAAGCCAAGUAUCGUUCCAGGUAUAUCAGAUCAUGCUGCUAUCACUUGUGUACUUCGCUUCACUAAGCCUGCACGCAGCGACAGAACAUUUGCUUCCCGUAAUAUUAAAGACAUAAACAGGAUAGCCUUCGCGAAGGAUGUUGCUGAGAGCGACAUUAUGCCCUUAACGUCAGAGAGUGUCAACACAGCUACUAGUCGCUACAACACCAUUCUUUCUUCGCUCCUCGAUAUUCACGCUCCUGCCAAGAUCCGCAAGGUUCGAGACCGUCAGGACAAUCCCUGGUACAACGGCGAGAUUACUGCUGAGAAACGUAAACGUAGGCAGCUUGAGCGGAGAUGGCGAUCUAACGGCAAGCUUCACAUUGACAAAGAGAUGUUCCGUGCGCAACGAGAUUUCACGAACUCUCUCGUCGAACGAGCCAAACGUUCGUACUUUGUCGGGCUAAUCGAUAAAUGUGGACAUGACUCUAAGAAACUCUUCUCUACGGCCAAUCGUCUCUUGAAUCGGAAACAGAACUCUCCACUUCCAAGACAUUCUGAUAGUAAAGAACUGGCUCAAAGAUUUAUUCAGUUCUUCCGCUCCAAGGUUCAGAAGAUCCAGGACAGUCUCACUCCUGACUUAACUCCACCUGAUCCUGUCACGUCAGCAUCCCUCGAGACGAUUCAACCUACCACCUCCGAUGAGAUACAAUUACUGCUUCAUAGAUUGCCAGCUAAGUCGAGUGCUGAAUACUCUAGCUUUGCCGUACAGUUUACAGUACACGGCAAUAUGGACGGUGACGUCAUCCAAGAUUGCAGCCAAGCUGGUUCGACCAGCAUCAACGUUGCACAAUCUGCAACUGUUAUUAUUCCGGACCAAAAGGGAUUAGAAGAGAAGAAGGGGCCCAAGGAGAAGAACAGACGAGAAGGAGUUGCACCUCAUCAAGAUUUAGCUUCACAAAUUGAUGAAGACACUGUGGUGACUGGUGGAUUACUUGAAGUUGAGGUAUCAGCAUCAUUAUCAAUGUAA
Messenger RNA from Strongylocentrotus purpuratus (purple sea urchin), 1683 nucleotides. RefSeq lists its product as uncharacterized. Lineage: Eukaryota; Metazoa; Echinodermata; Echinoidea; Camarodonta; Strongylocentrotidae. The transcript has 2 exons. The record is from RefSeq and is a predicted model, not a curated record. Gene Ontology annotation, molecular function: catalytic activity. Bases 1 to 1683 code for a protein of 560 amino acids.